Molecule: messenger RNA, 1275 nt
Organism: Auanema sp. JU1783
Lineage: Eukaryota; Metazoa; Nematoda; Chromadorea; Rhabditida; Rhabditidae
Source: the annotation of a GenBank genome assembly
AUGGAUGAUAGCUUAGCUUCCUACAAUAUGAAAAUGCCAUACUGGGACAGUAGAAUCGAGCAGCGGAUGAACAAUCCACUGAACUCUCCUCUCUUUAUGAAUUCAUUUUUCCCGAGUACAAAGAACUUCAUUGUGCAUGACGGACUAUAUAGAGAUGAUCUCAUUCCGAUCAACUUUGAAAGAGAACAAUCACUCAAACUUUUUCUGACUUCUAUAAAAACCUCGAAGAAUGCUCAACUUCUUUCGUUAUUGAACAAGAUAGGCAAAGCACUUCUGGCUGAGUUUGCAAAAUCGCCUUGUCAUUCAUGUCGUACUCCCAACCCAUAUCUCCAAUGCAAUGAAGAAACUACUAUUUGUGAGAGUAAAUUACGGCCAGGAUCAAUUUGUUCUACUCAAUCAGCUGCUCAAUGCUACAAUUCCAUCUGUAUUAGUAAUCUGUGCAGUGUAGGAAGCAGAUCAUUACCACCUCCAUUGGUUAAAAUACCCGAAAAGAAGAACACCCAGAGUAAAAGACUCAUAUCAACGAUUAUGCUUCCUCAAAUGCAAUCUUCUAAAUAUCCUGAUUCUGAGUACGAUGUAGCAAAUCCAUCAGAUCUCAGAAAAUAUUCAAAAUACUCGGAUAUAAAAUCCACAAGAAAGACUUAUGCAGAAAAUUUGAUCAAAAAUAUCAAAAUAACAAUGACAACUCAUAAUGGCAAUAAUGGAACAACAAAAAAUUUUGCAACUAAGACAAACCAUGGAUUGACAUCGUCAGUCAAACAACCCAAAUCAGCUUUCCAUUCUCAGGGAUUGCCGAGAAAACUCAAAAGAGCUAUGCAUUUCAACAGUAUUCUUCCUUACCCAACUGCUUACUUUACAAUCAAAGUGAUUCACGGGCAACCCAAGAAUCUUACGAAUAUCAAGUUCAGCACGAGGAACAUUGAGAUCUACGGAAAAGGACAGGGAACGCCAUAUUACUUCACUGAUAUAAUAAAGGGCAGACAGGUCAGCUCCAACCACUUCAUGAUAAGAGUACCUGAUCCAAACUUCGCCGAAUUUGUCGAAGUUAGGGUUAUUAUAAAGGAGAAUGGAAAGCGAUGUAAUGCUAAAUGUCUCACAAAUAAGGGAACUUACAAGCUUUGUAACAAGAAAACGAUAGUUUUGAGUCGUUUUGUCAAUUUUGGUGAUGAAAUUCUCUACUAUAAGUCGGAAAAAGAAGCAGAAAUAUCGUUGUGGACUCUAACUCCACAUCAGCUGAGUACUAGACAGGAUCCUGUUUUAUUUUCUUGUGAUUGA